Molecule: messenger RNA, 609 nt
Organism: Carassius auratus (goldfish)
Lineage: Eukaryota; Metazoa; Chordata; Actinopteri; Cypriniformes; Cyprinidae
Gene: gngt2b
Product: guanine nucleotide binding protein (G protein), gamma transducing activity polypeptide 2b
Exons: 3
Coding region: 212-421 (69 amino acids)
Biological process (GO): G protein-coupled receptor signaling pathway
Cellular component (GO): heterotrimeric G-protein complex
Molecular function (GO): G-protein beta-subunit binding
Source: RefSeq, a predicted model, not a curated record
GGGGAGAUUGAUGACAUCAGAGCACAAUCCCCCCAGGAUCUACCCCUACACCUGUGAAAGAGCAAGGAGAAGGAGGGGUCCAGAUAACAGAAAUAGAGGAGAAGACUCGGAGAUCAGAGCUCAGUCUGUUCACAGAACCUCCACGCUGAUGAUCUCCUAGAAGUCAUCAGGACAUUUCUCUGGCUGCUGCGAGUCCCAUUCAACAGGCAGGAUGGCUCGGGACAUGUCAGAUAAAGAAAUCCUGAAGAUGGAGCUGGAGCAGCUGAAGCUGGAAGUGAACACUCCCCGAAUCGCGGUAUCAACAACAGCCCCAGAGAUCAUUGCGUUUGUUGAGGGGAAGUCUGCUGAAGACCCCCUGAUCAGAGGCGUCCCAGAAGACAAGAACCCAUUCAAGGAGAAGGGAGGCUGCAUUAUUACGUAGCAAUGGUCCUGGACUACUUUUAUAUAAAACAUCAGUAUUUGUACUAGAACCUUUUUUUUUUUCGUUAGUUUUAAAUACAAUACAGUUCCAGAAGCAUAAGAGGAUGUCCUCAUGUCAUUCAAUAGCUUUUUGUGAUAUGUUGUUACCUGUCACUUUUUAAAAUAAACUCAUUUUGCAAUUUAACCUUA